UACCUGCUUCAUACGGCGCCACGCGCAGUGUCACUCGUUAAAUUCUCUGCAUCCGAUCACUGGAAAGCUUGCAAUGAGGAGGAAAAUUGCGCAUCAAGUCAACUUCAUUCUCUUGAUUUACUGCCUUCUCAGUCUGCCAGUAAUUAUGGGCUUUCCCAGAUGGCUCCCUGGAUGUGUGGAGGGUUUUUCAUUGACGCCGGUUCCUGGGUUACAGAAAACUAUGUGUGGAUUAGUGUGGAGAGAUCAAGAAAAGGAUAAAAUUCAAGAUGUAUAUAAGCGAUUCUUGUUUCAUUAUUCAAAAGCCCAAAACUCUUUGCGGUCCAUGCAGCGGGAGUCCCAAUCUGUCCACCCUUUGAUGCGUUUGUACCCCAAACUCUCACAGAAGAGAAGGAAGCAACCUGCUCCAUGGGUAGGAAUGCAGACUUUCCUGCGAUGUGUUUCUCUACUGUUAAUAAAUGAUAAAUUACUCUAAAGUAUUCACUGUUCU
Messenger RNA from Brienomyrus brachyistius, 487 nucleotides. It is a transcript of the gene nms, whose product is annotated as neuromedin S. NCBI's taxonomy places the organism in Eukaryota, Metazoa, Chordata, Actinopteri, Osteoglossiformes, Mormyridae. The coding region runs from base 74 to 472 and encodes 132 amino acids. The transcript has 6 exons. The record is from RefSeq and is a predicted model, not a curated record.